AUGACACCAUCCCUUUCACCCUCUUCACUACCUUCACCACCUAGUGCACCUCGUGCUCAGCGCUUCAGAGAUGCGAUUGAGUUUUCUACCAGAACCGAAAAUGCAAUUAAAGCUGCGAACCAAAGAUAUCGCGAUGGUAUCGUUAGAUUCGUGGUCGCAGACUGGGAGAGAAAGAUUGGCACCCAAAUUAACCAGCAUCCAGAUGUCGAAGCGGCACCUUCAGAUGAGAGAGGAGCUUCACAUAACGAUAAUGUAAAGUCUUCAAGUGUUGUCACAACUACAAUCAAGACUUCCGAGUCGACUCGCGAUGUUUCAAAUAAGAGAACUCGGGCUUAUCAUCCUGGGGAUUCGGUUGGUGGAAAUGAUGAUGGCUUCGUUAAAUCCAGCAAGGCUGCUAAGGAAAAAGAGAAAGCUUUCUAG
Molecule: messenger RNA, 420 nt
Organism: Sclerotinia borealis F-4128
Lineage: Eukaryota; Fungi; Ascomycota; Leotiomycetes; Helotiales; Sclerotiniaceae
Source: the annotation of a GenBank genome assembly